AUGAUCGCUUUCGCCUACCCAGAAGUUUUUGCUUCCAUCUUCCCAGACCCAAACCAAAACCACCAGCGGUUCACCGCCGAUCAGAAGUCCGUAGUACGACGCUACCAUGCCCUGGUAGUCCCCCACCAGAGUUCAUUUUUACCCGCUGACGCACCAUCUUCUCUAGAACAAACCGAACCAAGUUUGGACCAGCACGCGCCGCCGCACCGAAGCCAACCCUUUGUACGAUGGAUGCACGAAGCCAUUUUUCGCAGAUCCCUGUCGCUCCAAGCUCGCAAAUCAGAUAUCCGAGACGCUUUUGCAAAAGCGCUAUUGCUCGUGAGACGGACGCGGGAGGCAACAACGUCUCUGAUUUUAGUAGCAGUCGAGUGCGCGUCUACUUCCGAAAAAAUGUACACCCGUUUCGCGUUUCGUUUCCAGGUUUCAAAUUGGUACGCACUUUUCUGUUUUGAGCUCAAGCAGUUGAAAUAUGACGAUAAGUGAAACUAGUGGCCGCACCGGUGCCUUGCUUGCGAAUACUAUAAUGCGACAACGCAGCCGUAGCUGGGAGAUAUGCAGAGAUUUUCUCGAGAAUCAUGUACACUAUCACAAAUUGUAUAGCAAUUUUUGUUAGAGUUGUGCAUAGGGAAGGCGUUUUUCGAAAAAGCUUUGAAUCUUGUUUGAUCAGUUCUUGAAGAUUGUUUAAGUCUUAUUUCUGUUCACGCCUGAAGUAAAUCAAAAAAAAAUAUCUCGUCUCACUUGUUCUUUCUUACUCUUACAAAUGUUACCAGUGUCAGAUUGCAACGUUUCUACAAAGCUUUGGUUGUGCACUUGAUGUCAACAGCAUAAAGUGUGACAACUAAGCACUCAAACGAAGUAAGUACGCACUAUUUCUGCAAAAGAACGGCGCCAUCAGCGUUCGCUCGAUUCAACUUCCAGCACUAGAAAUGCAUGUUUGUCUGUCGAUGCACGCCAACAAAAUUGGAACAAAUUAAAUCGCUGCAUGUAUUAACCAGUAAUUUUGUUGUCGACAGUCAGGCACGGAGUCAAAAAUUAGUUGUUUCAGUACCACUUCUGUAGUUCAUCUUGCCGCUUUCGAAGAAUUCAAAAUUAAGACAAUAUGUAUCUUGCUACAAAAAUUCGACCACAUUGAAAAAAGCGUCCUUCUAUUGGAGUUGAGGCGCACAAGAUAUUUGAUCCUGUAGAAAUUUAGUAUUUAUCCGAAUUGUACAUUUGUAUGGUAAGAGAAGGAGCAUGCGCGCCAGAGACAUCACGCUGAACAUCAAACUACUAACAAUUCUUGUAUACCAGCCACAGCAGCAAAUUAAAACUUUGAAUUUCGCCCACC
This is a messenger RNA of Amoebophrya sp. A120, 1327 nucleotides long. Lineage: Eukaryota; Dinophyceae; Syndiniales; Amoebophryaceae. The record is from the annotation of a GenBank genome assembly.